This is a messenger RNA of Cololabis saira (Pacific saury), 3595 nucleotides long. RefSeq names its product transmembrane channel-like protein 3. The record is from RefSeq and is a predicted model, not a curated record. NCBI's taxonomy places the organism in Eukaryota, Metazoa, Chordata, Actinopteri, Beloniformes, Belonidae. Gene Ontology annotation, molecular function: mechanosensitive monoatomic ion channel activity. The transcript is spliced from 23 exons. Gene Ontology annotation, cellular component: plasma membrane. The coding region runs from base 1 to 3444 and encodes 1147 amino acids.
AUGACCACGGGCUCUGAGCCUCUGGUGGGGAGCAGCAAGUCCUUUUCUGCAGCCAAGAGGCACAAGAGCAUCCGCAAAACCUCCAGGAGGAUUUAUUCAGCCUACCAGGACCACCAGGAUGGCUCCUCGGAGGACGAGGGUAAAGACGGGGAGCGGGUGGACAGCAAUGACCCCGAGGAAAUGUUCCAGAACAUCCAGUACCAGAAGGAGAUCAUCGCCAACAUCAGGACCAGACCCUGGCCGAUGAGACGCAAGCUCAAAGUCCUCAAGCAGGCUAGAGAGAUUGUCCUGGGCUACGAGGGCCGGCUGACGAGAACCAGAGGCUACCAGACCGCCGGAGCUGAUCUGCUGAAGAAGCUGUCCCGACUGCUCUACAACGUCGUCGUGCUCUUCAUUCCCUGGGAAGUGAGGAUCAAGAAAAUUGAAAGUCACUUUGGCUCGGGCGUGGCCUCCUACUUCAUCUUCCUUCGCUGGCUGUUUGGCAUCAACAUCGUCCUCACCAUCAUGACCGGAGCCUUCGUCGUUCUCCCAGAGCUUCUGGCUGGAGCACCGUUUGGAACAACCAGAAGUAAAACCAUCCCCAAAGAGCACCUGGCCUCGGCUCAAGACCUGGACACCAUCUGGUCUCUCGGGGGCUACCUGCAGUACUCCGUCCUGUUUUACGGCUACUAUGGUCGCUUGAGGAAGAUUGGCAGUGCGGGGUACCGGCUGCCUCUGGCCUACUUCCUGGUUGGGAUGGCUGUCUUCGCCUACAGUUUCAUCAUUCUGCUACGGAGAAUGGCCAAGAAUUCCCGUCUGAGCAUGGCCAGCGCCUCCGACGAGAACUUCACGUUCUGCUGGAGAGUUUUCUGUGCCUGGGAUUACCUCAUCGGAAACCCAGAAGCUGCAGAGAGCAAAGGAGCUGCCAUCGUCAACAACAUCAGGGAAGCCAUCGUUGAAGAGCAGCAGAAGAAGAAGGAGACCAGCUUGGCGGUCCUGAUCAGUCUGCGGAUCCUGGCCAACAUCCUGGUGCUGCUGUCCCUGGCCGGCAGCAUCUACAUCAUCUACUUUGUGGUGGACCGGUCCCAGAAAUUGGAGCAGGAGAAGCCGGAGCUGACGCUGUGGGAGAAAAACGAGGUGAGUGUGGUGGUUUCCCUCAUCACCAUGAUUGCCCCGUCUGCCUUUGAGCUGGUGGCUCAGCUGGAGAUGUACCAUCCGAGAACGUCACUGCGAUUCCAGCUCGCCAGAGUGCUGGUCCUGUACCUGGGAAACCUCUACAGCCUCAUCAUCGCCCUCCUUGACAAAGUCAACAGCAUGAGCUCUGCUAUCCAGGUGAGUCCUGGUAACUGGACGGACUCCAGCUCCUUCCUGGCCACCAUCGCUCAGCCCGAGGCAGAUACCCCCUCAACACUGAUGUCAGAGAUCUCAGAACAUCACAACACCACCGUAGCAACCAUCACCACGGUGAGCUUCACCAGCAGGAGCAGCUCCAGGACCUUCUACAACCAGACGGCUCUGUUUGAGAAGACGGCCCGUUCUCAGCAGGACCCGUGCUGGGAGACCUACGUGGGACAGGAGAUGCUGAAGCUUUCCAUCAUCGACAUGAUCUUCACAGUGGCCAGCAUCCUGCUCAUCGACUUCAUCAGGGGGCUGGUGGUUCGGUACCUGAGCGACUGCUGCUGCUGGGAUUUAGAGAGUAAAUUUCCUGAAUACGGAGAAUUUAAAAUAGCAGAGAAUGUCCUGCAUUUGAUCUACAACCAGGGAAUGAUCUGGAUGGGAGCGUUUUUCUCUCCUUGUCUUCCUGCCUUUAAUGUGCUGAAGCUGAUUGGUCUGAUGUACCUGAGGAGCUGGGCCGUCCUCACCUGUAACGUGCCCCAUCAGCAGGUCUUCAGAGCAUCCAGGUCCAACAACUUUUAUCUGGCAAUGCUGCUCUUCAUGCUCUUCCUGUGCAUGCUGCCCACCAUCUUCGCCAUCGUCAGAUACAAACCCUCCCAGCACUGUGGACCCUUCAGUGGACAGGAGAAGAUCUACGACAUAAUCUCCGAGACCGUAGAAAGUGACUUCCCGCUGUGGUUCAGCAUGGUGAUGAGUUACAUCACCAGUCCAGUGGUGGUGCUGCCAGCGCUGCUGCUGCUGUUCAUGCUCAUCUACUACCUGCAGGCCAUUGCCAGGUCGCUCAAAUUCACCAACAACCAGCUGAGGAUGCAGCUGCAGACGGAGCGUACUGAGGACAAGAAGAAGGUCUUCCAGCUGGCUGCAGCCAGACUCCAGGCUCCGGAGGCUGCAGCAGAAGAGCCGCCGGACCGGCCGCAGAGUGACGCCACCAGCCAGGAGGUGUCCGUCCACACCCCGUCCCCCAGACGCAACGGCAGCGUCACCAACUUCCAGUCCCCUGUUCACCAUGGCAACAGCAUCCGAACCAUCACCCAGUCGGCGUCCAGGGCCGACCUGAAUGCAGGAACUGGCUCCGUCAGGAGUCCAGCGGUCACAAUACUGCCCAAACGCGGGUCGGAACAUGCAACUAACAGCAGGCCUCGACCGUUUCCCGGUGGCUGCGGCGGUGCCUGCAGGUCCAAGCCCUCCCGCCAGACGGUGUACUAUUCUGACAGCAUCCACUCUGACCCCUUGUACAGGAAGACCGUCCGCUCUCUCCAUCCCGUGGAGUCCGCCGGGAUCAUUGCUGCUCAGAGCUACGGCGGGCGGCGCGGCCAGGCCACGCGCUACGUGAUCGUCAACGAGCGCGAACCCCGCAGGAAGCUGCUGCGCUCCACCACGCGCAUCCCGCGCCACUACGUGAUGGAGGAGCCUGCGGAGAUCCUGGAGCUGUACCCGCGCAACGUGAGGCGCUACGCCCCCCGCGCCGCCCACCUCCACCCGCAUCCCCAUCGCUCCCACACAUCCCAGCACCUCCUCCCCACCGCCGACGACGACGGACCGAGAACGGAGAGCAGGAGGACGUCGGUGGGGAAAAGCCAUCGGCCCCGCUCGCUCUCCGACCUCCAGCAGCAAACGCACUUCUACAUCGGAGACCACGUUGAUCCCACCGUCCACGGAAGACGUGAAGAUGAAGAGGACAAGGGGAAGAGAGGGGUCGACUGGAGAGAUCCGGAUGCACCUUGUCCGUCGCAGGAUGCCGUGAGAGCUGCCGAGCCUCUGGUUGUGCGAACGCGCCAUUGCGUCCAUUCCCCGGGCAGACCAGGUUUGUCCCAGUCCAGAACCAGACAAGCCGAGUCCUACGUGAAGCGCAAGUCCAGACCCAAGCUGGAGAAACCUCUGACGGAGUCGGACUCUGCGUCCGUGGCCUCCAGCAGCGACCAGCAGAACAGCAGCACCGACCAGUACAUCCAGGUGAUCCACAACAAGGAGCGCCACCUCAAGUCCGAAGGGCCCAGGCAGGACCGGCCGGCCAAGACCAAGUCCAGGACCAAUUUCGAGUCCAGCGAUCUCGUCUGCUCUAACGUCUGACCUUUUUGCUCAAACAAUGGGUUCUGGUAUUAGUCCUGGUGCAGCACUCCUUUGUAUUCAAAGCACAAAGAGAAUGAUCGUAGAUAGAUUAAGGCAGUGGUUCCCAACCUUUUUUCCUUGUUCCCCUCUACUUGUGUCUAAGACCAGCCGG